UUGUUUUCGUGUUCGUGUUUUUCGUGCUUUCGGAAGAAUUUCUUAUAAGAUUUUGAGUUUUGCAGCAACAAUCAACGAUAGAGAGCGGUGAAGACAGAGGCAAAAUGGGAACGUUUGAGGAAAUUCUUGACGAGAUUUGUGAGAUGCUGUCCUGUUAUAGCGGCAGGGAUAAGGUGAUUCGAACUUUAUGUUACGCUGCGAAACUCGCUUCUGUGAUGAAUGCGGAAAAACAUCCCGAUGCGGCGAACAAAUUGAAGAUUUUCAGCUCAAAAAUGUCACAAACGAGAGCGACACUGAGGUUGUUUGACGAUUUACCGAUGCUCCAAUGCACGCUGCAAUACGGAUGGGGAAAACACGAGCCAGAUCGAACUUUGUCUGUGAUAGGCGUUCUCUCGAACAUUUUUGAUACGAUUUAUUAUCCCAUCGAUAAGAUCUGCUGGUUGGCAGAAUACAAAUUGCUUCAUGUAGAAAAUCCGACGUUAUGGGAUACUUUGAGUUCGCUGUUUUGGUUGAUGUCGAAUUAUUUGAGUUUGAUAAAAACAUGGCGUUUCAUGCAGUUAACACAAAACCACAAAAAAUGUCUCAGCAACGGACAUUCCUCAUCCGCGGAGAAAGAAGUCAAAAUCGCAUUUAGCAAAGUUCAAGCACAAAAAGAGUUCCUCCAAAAAAUUUCCAUGAUAAGAAAUUGCAUCGACAUCAUUCACGCCGGAUCGACACUUCCAAAAGGAUUAUUAUGGGGCGGAAAAAUCCCCGCAUGGCAAGUUGCGUUUAUCGGAACACUUUCUAGUCUCUUGGGAAUGUAUCAAUUCCUCGCCAAACGACGAUUGGCCAAAUCGUAAACCGAAAAAAAAUUAUUCCAUGAUGUGUUGUGACAUUGUAAAUUUUUAGAGACAUUUUUUUUGAAUUGGAUAUUUAAACGAUAUUUAUAAAAAAAUUUAACCAGGUGUUGGUUAGGAAUUAAUUAUUUUAAUUUAAGACUUUGAAUGUAAAACUACAUUUUGUAUAGCAAU
Messenger RNA from Culicoides brevitarsis, 1010 nucleotides. It is a transcript of the gene Pex11c, whose product is annotated as peroxisomal membrane protein 11C. Gene Ontology annotation, biological process: peroxisome fission. Bases 105 to 839 code for a protein of 244 amino acids. Lineage: Eukaryota; Metazoa; Arthropoda; Insecta; Diptera; Ceratopogonidae. The transcript has 3 exons. Gene Ontology annotation, cellular component: peroxisomal membrane. The record is from RefSeq and is a predicted model, not a curated record.